Geodia barretti is the source of this 279-nucleotide messenger RNA. Lineage: Eukaryota; Metazoa; Porifera; Demospongiae; Tetractinellida; Geodiidae. The record is from the annotation of a GenBank genome assembly.
AUGUCAGCUCGUCUCUCCUGCAAUCCCACAAGAGGCGCUAUUCCAAGAUUCAUAAACGUCAUCCAGAUCAACCAUCUCCCCACACUGGACUCUAUCCUGGAUGGUGAUUGGAGUAAGCUCUCCUGGAAGCGGUUUGUGAAGAAGCUACUCCUAGCAACUGAAUACUCCACCUUCAUGCAGGAAUGCUCUCAACUUCCACUCUCUGACUGUGAUCUAGAGAAGCUGGGCAAACCCAUCCCACCACUGGCUAGUAACGGGUGGCAACCCGAAGAUGUCUAG